Molecule: messenger RNA, 1215 nt
Organism: Neogale vison (American mink)
Lineage: Eukaryota; Metazoa; Chordata; Mammalia; Carnivora; Mustelidae
Product: SLA class II histocompatibility antigen, DQ haplotype D alpha chain-like
Exons: 5
Coding region: 78-845 (255 amino acids)
Biological process (GO): immunoglobulin production involved in immunoglobulin-mediated immune response; immune response; positive regulation of T cell activation
Cellular component (GO): MHC class II protein complex; membrane
Molecular function (GO): MHC class II protein complex binding
Source: RefSeq, a predicted model, not a curated record
GAUUCCCUUAUCAGUUGGGUCCUUACCGCUGCUCUGCAACUCAGAAGGACCACUGAGGAGACCACAUUGAGAAAAGGAUGACCCUAAGCAGAGUUCUGAUUCUGGGGACUCUUGCCCUGACCACCAUAAUGAGCCCUGGUGGCAGUGAAGACAUUGUGGCUGACCAUGUUGGUUCCUAUAACAUAGACGUCUACCAGUCCUAUGGUCCCUCUGGCCAGUCCACUCAAGAAUUUGAUGGAGAUGAGGAAUUCUAUGUGGACUUGGAGAAGAAGGAAACUGUCUGGCGGCUGCCUGUGUUUAGUACAUUUGCAAGUUUUGACCCACAAGGUUCACUGAGAAACUUGGCAAUAGCAAAACAAAACUUGAACAUCCUGACUAAACGGUCCAACUAUACCGCUGCUACCAAUGAGGUUCCUGAGGUGACAGUGUUUCCCAAGUCUCCUGUGAGUCUGGGUCAGCCCAACACCCUCAUCUGUCUUGUGGACAACAUCUUUCCUCCUGUGAUCAAUGUCACGUGGUUGAAGAACAGGCACUCAGUCACAGAAGGUGUUUCUGAAACCAGAUUCAUCGCCAGGAAGGAUCAUUCUUUCCUAAAGUUCAGUUACCUCACCUUCCUCCCUUCUGCUGAUGAUAUUUAUGACUGCAAGGUGGAGCACUGGGGCCUGGAUGAACCACUUCUGAAACACUGGGAACCUGAAAUUCCAGCCCCUAUGUCAGAGCUGACAGAGACAGUGGUCUGUGCCCUGGGGUUGUCUGUGGGCCUUGUGGGCAUUGUGGUGGGCACCGUCUUCAUUAUCCAAGGCCUGCGCUCAAGUGGUGCUUCCAGACAUCAAGGACCCUUGUGAGCCGCACCCUAGGAAGGAAGGAGCACCGCAUGCCCACUGACCAGAGCAGAAGAGUGGACUUGAUAGGUGACCUAGCACUAUUGCCUGGCUGAGUUCGUCAUAUUCCUUCUCUGUCCAACGUUACCCCUCUCACCUCUUCUCUAGGAUUUAAGGUCCAGCUACAUCCUCUGAGAGCUCACAUAUCCUUUGGAAUUCUGCACCUUGAAUGGCUGAUUUUUUUUUUCUUUUCUCAGUUUUUACUUACUGUGAGAUCUCUGGGAUAUUCCACCCAGUUACCUGAUUCUUUGUAACCCUGAUCCAGAACUCCCAUGGAAAUAAUAAAUUUCCCUUUAUGAAGUCUUCUAAUAAAAUUUUCCUUUCUUUCAUCUCA